This is a messenger RNA of Mirounga angustirostris (Northern elephant seal), 6779 nucleotides long. RefSeq names its product muscle associated receptor tyrosine kinase (gene MUSK). The coding region runs from base 6 to 2651 and encodes 881 amino acids. The record is from RefSeq and is a predicted model, not a curated record. Gene Ontology annotation, biological process: positive regulation of neuron projection development; cell surface receptor protein tyrosine kinase signaling pathway; positive regulation of kinase activity. Gene Ontology annotation, molecular function: Wnt-protein binding; transmembrane receptor protein tyrosine kinase activity; ATP binding. NCBI's taxonomy places the organism in Eukaryota, Metazoa, Chordata, Mammalia, Carnivora, Phocidae. The transcript has 16 exons. Gene Ontology annotation, cellular component: signaling receptor complex; plasma membrane.
UAAUCAUGAGAGAGCUCGUCAACAUUCCACUGGUACAUAUUCUUACUUUGGUUGCCUUCAGCGGGACUGAGAAACUUCCAAAAGCUCCUGUCAUCACUACUCCUCUGGAAACAGUGGAUGCCUUAGUUGAAGAAGUGGCUACUUUCAUGUGUGCAGUGGAAUCCUAUCCCCAGCCUGAAAUUUCUUGGACCAGAAAUAAAAUUCUCAUUAAGCUCUUUGACACCCGGUACAGCAUUCGAGAGAACGGGCAGCUCCUCACCAUCCUGAGCGUAGAAGACAGUGAUGAUGGCAUCUACUGUUGCACAGCGAACAAUGGCGUGGGGGGCGCCGUGGAGAGCUGUGGGGCUCUGCAAGUGAAGAUGAAGCCAAAAAUAACUCGUCCUCCCAUAAAUGUAAAAAUAAUAGAAGGAUUAAAGGCAGUUCUACCAUGUACUACAAUGGGCAAUCCCAAACCAUCAGUGUCGUGGAUUAAGGGGGACGGUGCACUCAGGGAAAAUUCCCGCAUUGCAGUUCUUGAAUCUGGGAGUUUAAGGAUUCACAAUGUGCAAAAGGAAGAUGCAGGACAUUAUCGAUGUGUGGCAAAAAACAGCCUCGGGACGGCAUAUUCCAAAUUGGUGAAGCUGGAAGUUGAGGCUCUUAAUAUGACAAAUGCCACAGAGAGAGAAGAAAGUGAACCUGAACAAGAUACUAAAGUUUUUGCCAGAAUCCUGCGGGCUCCUGAAUCCCACAAUGUCACAUUUGGCUCCUUUGUGACUCUGCGCUGUACAGCAACAGGCAUCCCUGUCCCUACCAUCACCUGGAUUGAAAACGGAAAUGCUGUUUCUUCUGGGUCCAUUCAAGAAAGUGUGAAAGACCGAGUGAUUGACUCAAGAUUGCAGCUGUUUAUCACUAAGCCAGGACUCUUCACAUGCAUAGCUACUAAUAAGCAUGGAGAUAAAUUCAGCACUGCAAAGGCUGCAGCCACCAUCAGCAUAGCAGAAUGGAGUAAACUACAGAAAGAUAACAAAGGCUACUGCGCCCAGUACAGAGGGGAGGUGUGUAAUGCUGUCCUGGCCAAAGACGCUCUUGUUUUCUUCAACAACUCCCAUGCAGACCCUGAGGAGGCCCAAGAACUACUGGUUCAUACCGCCUGGAAUGAACUGAAAGCAGUGAGCCCAUUUUGCCGGCCAGCUGCUGAGGCUUUGCUGUGUAACUACAUCUUCCAAGGCUGCAACCCUGGGCUAGUGCCUAUUCCUACACCCAUUUGCAGAGAAUAUUGCCUGGCAGUAAAGGAGCUCUUCUGUGCAAAAGAGUGGCUGGCAAUGGAAGAAAAGACUCACAGAGGACUCUACAAAUCUGGGAUGCACCUGCUCUCUGUGCCAGAUUGCAACAAGCUCCCCAGCAUGCACUGGGACCCCAUGGCCUGCACCAGACUGCCAUAUUUAGCAUUCCCACCCAUGACAUCCUCAAAGCCAAGCGUGGACAUUCCAGACUUGCCUUCCUCUUCCUCUUCCUCCUUCUCUGUCUCACCUACAUACUCCAUGACUGUAAUAAUCUCCAUCAUGUCCAGCUUUGCCAUAUUUGUGCUUCUUACGGUAACUACUCUUUAUUGCUGCCGAAGACGAAAACAAUGGAAAAAUAAGAAAAGAGAAUCUGCGGCAGUAACCCUCACUACUCUUCCUUCUGAGCUCUUGCUAGACAGACUUCAUCCCAACCCCAUGUACCAGAGGAUGCCACUCCUUCUCAAUCCCAAAUUGCUCAGCCUGGAGUACCCAAGGAAUAACAUUGAAUAUGUGAGAGAUAUUGGAGAGGGAGCAUUUGGAAGGGUCUUUCAAGCAAGGGCUCCAGGCUUACUUCCAUAUGAACCUUUCACAAUGGUGGCAGUGAAGAUGCUCAAAGAAGAAGCCUCAGCAGAUAUGCAAGCAGACUUUCAGAGGGAGGCAGCCCUCAUGGCAGAGUUUGAUAACCCUAACAUUGUGAAACUCUUAGGCGUGUGUGCAGUCGGGAAACCCAUGUGCCUGCUCUUCGAAUACAUGGCCUAUGGCGACCUCAACGAGUUCCUCCGCAGCAUGGCCCCGCACAGCGGGUGCAGCCCCAGUCACGGCGACCUGUCCGGGAGGGCCCAGGCGUCCAGCCCUGCCCCGCCGCCCCUCUCCUGCGCCGAGCAGCUCUGCAUCGCCAGGCAGGUGGCCGCCGGCAUGGCUUACCUCUCGGAGCGCAAGUUUGUGCACCGGGAUCUGGCCACCCGGAACUGCCUGGUGGGCGAGAACAUGGUGGUGAAAAUCGCCGACUUCGGCCUCUCCAGGAACAUCUACUCGGCGGACUACUACAAAGCCAACGAAAACGACGCCAUCCCCAUCCGCUGGAUGCCCCCCGAGUCCAUUUUCUACAACCGCUACACCACCGAGUCGGACGUGUGGGCCUACGGCGUGGUGCUGUGGGAGAUCUUCUCGUACGGCCUGCAGCCCUACUACGGCAUGGCCCACGAGGAGGUCAUCUACUACGUGCGCGACGGCCACAUCCUCGCCUGCCCCGAGGACUGCCCCCUGGAGUUGUACAACCUGAUGCGCCUCUGCUGGAGCAAGCUGCCCGCCGACAGGCCCAGCUUCGCCAGCAUUCACCGCAUCCUGCAACGGAUGUGCGAGAGGGCGGAGGGGACGCUGAGCGUCUGAGGGCGCAGGGAUGCCCAGGGAAACGCCGCGGUCCCCUCUCGGCCUCUCAGAGGCCCCCGCCCGGGCUCCAGACCCGGAGGAGGGCUGGCGGACGCCAGGAGCAUGCGCGGUCUGUGUCUCGGCCAGAACCGAGCCUGCGCAGAACUCACGCGGAAGCCCCACCCAUCCGGGGUCCACCAUUGCAAAGGCCGCCUAAGCUUCGUGUCCGGAAGAAGAUGGCAUCCUCUUCGGUCCCUGAAUUGGCUGGCGGCAGAGUCAGACUGUGAUGCGUUAAAUUUUAAUACGAAAUGUGAUACAGAGCUUCAUUUUUAAUAGAGUAAUUCCCGUCCAUUAUGAAAGUAUCUUCCUGGGAGACAUUCAGGUCAAGUACAGAACGCUAAGAAGGAAAAACUAUUCAUUGUCUCCCCACCUAAAGAUGGGUGCUGGUGUUUGUUUUUCUUAUUGAAUUUAUUUCUCGCGUUUAUGCCUAAUUUUAUAUUUGUAAUCUACAAAGUUGUGGCUAUACUUUAUUGAGAGGGCUUCUAAGGAAUAAAGUGACAAAUUAGUAAGGCUGUAUUCUGAUUGUGAUUUUUAGUUUCCUUUUCUGUCUCUGCUGCUUCUCCUGUGGAAGUUUUCCCUUUGUGUGCCCUUGCCAUAAAUUUCAUCUGCUUAUUUUAUUCCUACAGUUUUUCUGAAAAAAACUUUGUCUCAUUAAUUUACCUUUUUCUUUGAAAUUUUUAUUGGUAUCUUUUCCUUUGCUUUAAUUUUAUUUCUUUCACUUUCCAGGACUUUGUCUUUUUUUGGUUAUCUGUUUUUUUUCUUUUUACCUCAUAUAUACAAUGAAUACCCUGACAGAGUAGCAACUUUUAAAGUAACACUGUAGGAUGUAUGUAACUUUUGCAAAGUAAUACCGUUUUCUUCUGUACUGGCUUCUGAAGCUAUGCAUUUCAAAUUUGUCAUCCAUUAAUUUAUUGCCACAGACUAUUAAAUCCCUUAAACCAUAGUUUACGAGAUGUCACAAGAUGGUCUUGUGGCUCUGAGUUAUUUAAAAGUUGAUGUUUUUGUGCAUUCUGACAUUUUUUCUUGCUAGAAACCAAUACCAUAGGCAGUAGAACUAAUAUAGUGUUAUUUAUCAACUUUUUGCAGGGCUACUAACCCAAUCUUGUUACAUUUUGAUUCUGGAAGCAAACCAACCAACCAACCAACCAACCAACCUCCAGAACUCAGAUCCCUGGUGCACAGAUUUUUCAGAGGACCUGCCACAUGAUACAUCUUUUUCUAAGGUCAACGUGAAUAAUAUGAAUUUUUUUCUGAAAUGGUAUGAACCCAAAUUCUCCUGAAAAAACAAAUAAACGGGGAAGAGAAAAUAGCAAUCUACUGUAGACCAACUUAUUUUAAUUCAAACUAAUUGGUAGUUAGGACAUGGAGAAAUGGUCUGAAUUCUUAAAAGUAGAUUUUCAACUGUCUGCUGGAAGAAUCCACCUGAAAUCUCCAAAUCUGCCUCCAUGCAACAACUUGUCCUCUUUACUGGAAAACCUGCCAUUUCUUGUUCAUAGUCCCUCUGGGCAACCAAGACAAAAACAUAGAAAUUACCCUGGACUUUGCCCUCUUCUUCACCCCUGACAUUCUAUCAGUUUUACUUUCUAAAACCCUCCUGCUCAUGUCCCUUGCCUUUCGAUCCAACUGCCCAUUACUCAGACUCUAUCACAACCUUCCUUCCAUUUCAGUCCCAAGCAGAUUCCAUGGCUAUGACAACAGGAGGACAUGCUUAUUCAGAGUUCCAAUUCAUCAUAGAGAAGUCAUAAUUCAGUAUUGAGACGCAGAGGGGUGCUUUGGAUCAAAGUCAGGAUUGUAAGUCCAAAAUUAAGACAGUCAUCCAAAGGGCUAGUUGAAGAAUAAGGUUGUAGCCUGUGUCCAAAACAAAAGGCCAAGAGGCCAAUAAAGCAGAAAAGCUGGAGAGGGCCAGCAUCCCGUGUGGAUCUUUCGUGUAGUUAUCCAUGGCAUCCUUAACCUGGUUCAGACAUGCGUGCCAUAUAUGCUCUGCAAACUUCUAAGAUGUUUUCAGGUUUCUUCAGCUGAGAAAGUUUUAUUAUAAAAGAAAGACAUGGAAAUCAAGCCAACCAGAAAAGCCAGCCCACAGAAAAUCAGGGUCAGGACAGGUACUCAGUACCCAGCGUGUGGCUUGUGAUGCAGGAGUCAUGUUGCCCCUCAAACCAGGUGUCCAUAGCCUGGUUCUAUCAUCUGCCACUUUGAGCUCUUUUCUGUUUCCCUCCUACUGCUGAAUCACUGCCCUUACUUUCCUGUCUCUUCCUCAUGGCUUCUACAGCCUCCUGGAUUCCCUGUCUGUGUGUUUUAGGCUCUGAUAGUCAAGAUCCCAAAGCAAACAAAUCAUAAAGAUAUCAGGAAGUACAGUGAGUGAACGAGUAAGCAAGUAAAUAUGAUGGAAACCAUUCAAUUUUAUUAAAUACUUAAAGUAACUGAAAACGAAAAUAAGCAGAAAUCCCCUUAUAAUAAUGGUAGUCAUAAAAAUAAUACUCUCAGCUAGCGUUUACUGAAUGCUUACCAUAUACAUUCUAAGGCCUCUAAAUAUAGUAUCUUUAAUUGUACACUAUCCCUGCAAUGUCAGUACUAUUGUUAUAUGCCCAUUUUUAGGUGAGGAAACAGGCAAAGAGAGAUUGCGUAACUGACCCAAGCACACAAAGCAACAGAGCCUAGUGUAUGACCAAAAGAGGCUGAGCUUUCAAUCACCAUACUGUGGUGUUGCCAAUGAUUGUAGAGGGAACAACUGAAUCUCGAUGACUCUAUGGAGGUGAUUUGUAAUUUGCAUGGAGUUUCAAAGCACACACUAUACCCCUUAUACUAUUAAUUUCCUCUCCAAAUCUUAAAUAGCAAAAAAAGUAUAUUUUGGCAUUGUUGAUUUAAUCAAAAGAUCAAAUAAAUGGCAGAUUUUGUUGUUGUUGUUGUUGUUGUUAGUUCUAAGUACAUUUUCAAGUCAUGUAAGGUUAUUUGCUCUGUGCUCAUGUUAAGGUUCUGUAUCUCAGGAACACAGACCCAUUACAUACCAGUACUGUUUUCUUUGUUAAAUGUAGAUCUUUCCCAUUGUAAAAUCACUGUAUACAUUCAUAAGGAGAGACAAGAGAGAGACCGAGCAUCAUUGUUACCAAGUGUUGGAACAAGCACCAACAAGCCAUCUUAAGUGGUUGAGUAUCAGAUGUGACAAGAGCACCAGGGUGUUGCAGGUGGCACCGAAAAAACGCAUUCCCUGGUUUGUAAAGAAGCAGAAAAAGAACACUUCUUUCCAUUUUGCCAUAUGUUAUAAACCGUUACAUGUCAUUAACCUUUCUUCUAAAGUCCAAUUUAAUUUCUGAAUAAUAUUCCAAUUUAUGGAUAUACCAUAAUUUAGUUAAUUUAUUUUUGAACAUUUGAGUCUUUUCUAAUGUUCACUAUUACAAACAAUAUUGUAAUGGUCAUCCUUAUUUGCACAUGUCCAUAAUUAUCUCUUUAUGGAAACUCUGAGAAAGGGAAUGUCUGGGCCAAAUGGCAUGUACAACAUUAAGGCUUUUGUUAUGUAUUAUCAUAUUCUCUAGAAGUAUUGUUCCCAUCUGCAUUGUACAAAUGAUCUCAUAGCCCUAAACAUUUGCUGUCACAGAGAAUUCUCUACUUUUUAGAAGACUUGUCUGUUGGUGAUAGAAAAAGAUUAUCUCAUUUUGAUUUUAUUUUUUAAAUUACUAGUGGGGUUGAAUUUUUCUUGUUCCUAGGUCAUUUAUGGUUUUUAUUUUGAGAGUCAUCUAGAGCCCAUUUUUCUGCUGUGUUGUUCAUUUUUCUAAUUGACUUGCAAGAGUAAUUUUAUGAAAAGAGUAUUAAUCCUUUGUCAUAGUUUAAACAAAAGGGAAAAAAUAUACACACUUUUACCUUAAGAUAACAUUUACUUUAUUGCAAAGCAAUACUUGUUUAUUUUUUGAAAAGAAAAAAUAAUAUACAAUAAUAUACAAUGUACAAUAGAGAAAAUGAAAGAAUACCAACCAGUGGUAACUAACAUUAACAUCAUGAUAUUGUUCCAGCUUUUUUCAGAUAGAUGCAUAAGUAGUAGGUAAAUAGAUAAAUGAUAGCUUGAGAGCUAGCUAGCUAGAUAUAGAGAAUCAUUUUAAA